CACUCUCUCCUGCGCGUCCCCGGGUGCAUGCACCCGGCGAUCUCCAUGAUCGCUGUGUCCUAUGGACACAGCUGAUCACGUGCACAUGAUCAGCCGUGUCCAAUGACACGCUGAUCACCGGGAAAUGCAAUUGCCGGUUCUCGGCUGCACUUUCCUCACGCUGUCAGUGCCCUGAUGAUCGGUGCCCAGCAAUGCCACCCACCAGUUCUGCCCACCUGUGCCCAGCAGUGCGCCCACCUGUGCCCAGCAGUGCACCCUCCUGUGUCCAGCAGUGCACCCACCUGUGCCACCCAGCAGUGCCACACACCUGUGCCCAGAAGUGCCACCUACCUGUGCCCACCAGUGCCACCCACCUGUGCCCACCAGUGCCACCCAUCAGUGCAGCCCAGCAGU
This is a messenger RNA of Staurois parvus, 393 nucleotides long. Lineage: Eukaryota; Metazoa; Chordata; Amphibia; Anura; Ranidae. The record is from the annotation of a GenBank genome assembly.